AGCAUAGCUGGGCACAGCACCCUAUGGUCCAGUCACCUUCCACAUGGGAGCCUUGGGGACAUCUGAGACUGGAAUCUUAGACCCAACCAUGUCCUCAAGGUCGCUCCUCUGAGGCAGGUGCCAUCCCCACCUGGUGCUACAGAAAGCAAAGAAAUGCCGUGCCCUUGGUGGUCCCUGAGGAUGUGGGCAGUUUCUCUGCGGCCAGGACACUCCUGGGUGAGGCUCGCUGCCUGCCUCCUGAGUGCUAGAUCACAGGCCUGUGUCCUUGUGCCCAGCAGAGUAAAGACUCAGAAAGACACUCCUUGCCUGGAUGCCUGGGACCCAGCGUGGCCCUGAGCUGUGCUGAGGAACAUGGCCAGCACCCGCUGUAAGCUGGCCAGCUACCUGGAGGACCUGGAUCACACAGAUUUUAAGAAAUUCAAGAUGUACUUGGAGGACUACCCCCCACAGAGGGGCUGCACCCCGCUCCCGAGGGGCCAGACGGAGCGGGCAGACCACAUGGACCUGGCCACUGCCAUGAUCGCCUUCAAUGGGGAGGAGCGUGCGUGGGCCAUGGCCACGUGGAUCUUCGGUGCUAUCCACAGGAGAGACCUGCAGGAGAAGGCACAGCAGGAGCAGCCAGAGUGGGAGAACCCUGCAGUGGAGUGCCGGGAAGACAGCCUUGAAGAAGAGUGGAUGGGCCUCCUGGGCUUCCUUUCCAGAAUCUCCAUUUGUAGGAAGAAGAAGGAUUUCUGCCGGACAUACAGACGACAUGUGAGGAGCAGAUUUCACUGCAUUGAGGACCGGAAUGCGCGUCUGGGGGAGAGUGUAAACCUCAACAAGCGCUAUACACGCCUCCAGAUGGUCCGGGAGCAUCCCAGCCGGCAGGAGCGGGAACAGGAGCUGCUGGCCAUGGGUGGGGGCAGGCUGCGGGACAGCCCCCCAGGCCCGCUGAGGCUGGAGGAGCUGUUCGACCCCAGCCCUAAGGAGGAGUCUGUGGAGCCUGUACGCACUGUGGUGGUGCAAGGUGUGGCUGGUAUUGGGAAAACCAUCCUGGCCCGGAAGAUCAUGCUGGACUGGGCCUCAGGGAAGCUCUUCCAGGAUAAGUUUGACUACCUGUUCUACAUCCACUGCCGGGAGGUGAGCCUCGCCAUGCCCAGGAGCCUGGGCGACCUGAUUGCUAGCUGCUGCCCCGACCCCAGCCCCCCCGUGGGCCAGAUCGUGUGCAAGUCCUCCAGGGUCCUGUUCCUCCUGGACGGCUUUGACGAGCUGCAGGGCGCCUUUGACGAGCACACUGAGGCGCCGUGCACAGACUGGCGGGCGGCAGCUCCAGGGGAUGCACUGCUGGGCAGCCUCAUCCGGAAGAGGCUGCUGCCCAAGGCCUCGCUGCUCAUCACCACCCGGCCGGUUGCUCUGGAGAAGCUGCAGCACCUGCUGGAGCGGCCACGCCAUGUGGAGGUGCUGGGCUUCUCCGAGGCCCGUCGGAGGGAGUACUUCUUCAAGUACUUCUCGGGUGAGGCGCAGGCCCGCGCAGCCCUCGCACUGAUCCAGGAGAAUGAGGUACUCUUCACCAUGUGCUUUAUCCCGCUGGUCUGCUGGAUCGUGUGCACCGGGCUCAAGCAGUGCAUGGACCGUGGGGAGAGCCUGGCCCAGACCUCUAAGACCACCACGGCUGUGUACGUCUUCUUCCUGUCCUGCCUGCUGCAGGCCCAGGGCAGUGGUCAUGAGCACCAGCUGUCUGCCCACCUCCAUGGGCUCUGCUCACUGGCUGCCGAUGGCAUCUGGAACCAGAAGGUCCUGUUUGAGGAGUGUGACCUCAGGAGCCAUGGCCUGCAGGAGGGGGCCGUGUCUGCCUUCCUGAGGAUGAGCCUGUUCCAGAAGGAGGUGGACUGUGAGAAGCUCUACAGCUUCAUCCACAUGACUUUCCAGGAGUUCUUCGCAGCCAUGUACUACCUGCUGGAGGAGGAGGAUGGGCUGGGGCUGGCAGGGAGCCACAAGGCACUUCCCCAGCGAGAUGUGGCUGUCCUCCUGGAAAACUACGGCAAGUUUGAAAAGGGCUACCUGAUUUUUGUAGUCCGCUUCCUCUUCGGUCUUGUCAACCAGGAGAGGACAUCCUACCUGGAGAAGAGGCUGAGCUGUAGGGUGUCCCAGCAGGUCAGAGUGGCACUGCUGAGGUGGAUUGAGGCCAAGGCCCAGGCCAAGAAGCUGCAGGUCCAGCCCAGCCAGCUGGAGCUCUUCUACUGCCUGUAUGAGAUGCAGGAGGAGCCCUUCGUGCGCAGGGCUAUGGGCUACUUCCCUAAGAUCGAGGUCAGCCUCUCCACGCGCAUGGACCACGUGGUGUCAUCCUUCUGCAUCCAGAACUGUCGCAGUAUGCAGACACUGUCCUUGGGCUUCCAGCACAACUCGCCCAAGGAAGAUGAGGAUGAGGAUGAGGAUUCAGAGGAAGGCGUAGACCCUCUGGCUGCCAGUGCUUGCAGGUCUCGGAGCUGCUACCUGACCCCCAGCUCCUGCCGGGGCCUCUUCUCUGCCCUGAGCACCUCGCAGGCCCUCACCGAGCUGGACCUCAGUGACAAUGUCCUGGGGGACGUAGGGCUGCCUGUGCUGUGCGAGACGCUGCGAAACCCAGGCUGCAGCAUCCGGAGGCUAUGGUUGGGGCGCUGCGGCCUCUCCCACCAGUGCUGCUCCGACCUCUCCUCUGUCCUGAGCAGCAGCCAGAAGCUGUUCGAGCUGGACCUGAGUGACAACCCCCUGGGCGACCUUGGGGCCAGCCUCCUGUGCCAGGGCCUGGCAGACCCCAGCUGUGCCCUUGGCAAGCUCUGGCUGGUGAGCUGCUGUCUCACGUCUGCAUGCUGUGAGGACCUCGCCACGGUGCUUAGUGCCAGCUGCUCACUGACCAGACUCUACAUCGGGGAGAACGCCCUGGGUGACGUGGGGGUUGGCACCCUGUGUGCCAAGGCCCGGUGGUCAGAGAGUCCCCUGCAGAAGCUUGGUUUGGUGGAUUCUGGCCUCACAUCUGUGGGCUGCUCAGCCCUGGCCUCCGUGCUCAGGACCACCCAGAGCCUCACGCACCUGUACCUUCGGGGCAAUGUUCUCGGCGACACAGGACUCAAGCUGCUCUGUGAGGGGCUCCUGUACCCCAGCUGCACACUUCAGAUGCUGGAGUUGGACAACUGCAGCCUCACCUCUCACAGCUGCUGGGACCUCUCCAUGGUGCUGACCUCCAGCCGGAGCCUGUUUAAGCUGAGCCUCAGCAACAACGACCUGGGCGACCUGGGUGUCAUGAUGCUCUGCGAGGUCCUGAGGCAGGAGGCCUGUGUCCUUCAGAACCUGCAGUUGAAUGAAAUGUAUUUCAACUAUGAGACCAGGCAUGUGCUAGAGACACUGCGAGAGGAGAAGCCCCAGCUGACCCUGGUCUUUGAACCUUCUUGGUAGGGAAGCGUCAGGACUCCUCCACCUGAGUCGGACCGCUCUGCAGCACUGCUGCCCCGUUGGCUGGGAGAAGAGGCUUCUGGUGCCCCCACGGUGGGGAGGACCUCGCUUCUCUGUCCCCUCCCUGGGUGGAGGUGUCAGGAAGGGAGCUCCCCUGAAACACUGUCCCAGGGUACUUGCUCAGAGGGAACCUCAGCAACUGGCUCAGCGGAGAGACGGGUCCCUGUCCCUUUUCCCCGCAGUUCCCUCUCCCAAGCCUUCCCCUUGUUUGUAUUCCCCUUGCCCUGGCCGCCAUUCCUAGAUCUGCUAGCUGACUGAAGCACAGAACCCUGGACUCUGCUGUGCUGUAAUUUUGUGACUGCUACUUAUUUAUUGUUAUAACAGUUAUGUUUUAUGAUGAAAAAACUCAUGCUCAUUUUAGAUCACUGAAAACUCAAAAAUAUAUAAA
This is a messenger RNA of Octodon degus (degu), 3856 nucleotides long. It is a transcript of the gene Nlrp3, whose product is annotated as NLR family pyrin domain containing 3. Gene Ontology annotation, cellular component: cytoplasm; NLRP3 inflammasome complex. Gene Ontology annotation, molecular function: DNA-binding transcription factor binding; sequence-specific DNA binding. NCBI's taxonomy places the organism in Eukaryota, Metazoa, Chordata, Mammalia, Rodentia, Octodontidae. Gene Ontology annotation, biological process: negative regulation of non-canonical NF-kappaB signal transduction; inflammatory response; negative regulation of acute inflammatory response. The record is from RefSeq and is a predicted model, not a curated record. Bases 352 to 3411 code for a protein of 1019 amino acids. The transcript is spliced from 11 exons.